UUUCUUUUUUUAGCUCAACGCAAGUUCUUUCUCCUGUUCUACAGGCUUACUGUGGUGCAUACACACACCUUCCUUUACUCCAAAUAACGUUUCUUUUUUGUUCCCCUUUCCCUUCUUUUUGCAGCUCAAUCUUCUCUUUCCCUCUUCUCUUGGUCUGAACGCGCCUUAAAAUAAGGUAACGACAUACUCAAAUAAUGAAGUUUCCACAAUUGGCCAGUCUGGCAGCCACGGCAGCAGUUUUGUUGCAAUUCGGCAGCUUCGUUCAAGCCAAUCCAAUGUUUGUCGAGAUUCCUCCUGCUGCGUCCCACGGCAAUGAUGCCUCUGAUGCCACUUGCAAGGCUGGUAAAGAAAUAUCCUUUGCCAACAACACCAACCACGUCGUCACUUGGGACGUUCCUUCCACUACCACCCAGGUCAACUUGACUUUGGUUGGACAAGACUACGUUUCGUAUCUCAACACUUUCCUUUGCAUCAAACGUUCCCUUUGUACUUAAAAAUGGUGCCCAACCUGGCGAGUAUCAUGUUCGCCUUGCAACAAUUGGUGGCAACAGCGCACCCUGUGAAGUUGAUUCAGACACGUUCG
Zychaea mexicana is the source of this 583-nucleotide messenger RNA. RefSeq lists its product as uncharacterized. Lineage: Eukaryota; Fungi; Mucoromycota; Mucoromycetes; Mucorales; Lichtheimiaceae. The transcript has 4 exons. The record is from RefSeq and is a predicted model, not a curated record. The coding region runs from base 195 to 494 and encodes 99 amino acids.